AUCUCUAUGCAGAAAACAAAGGCUCAGCGUCACAACGUCAAAACAUGGCGGAGGCGGAUGCAGAGCUUACUUUCAAAAAGGACACAGUAGGCAAACUCUUGUCUAGUUUCUUCAAGGAGGACAAAACCAGAAUAAGUGGUGAUGCUGUGCUGCUCAUGGCAGAGAUGUUAAGAAUAUUUAUCCAAGAGGCUGCUGUGAGAUCACAGAAACAAGCCGACUCUGAGGACUGUGACCAAGUGGACAUUGAGCACUUUGAAAAGAUCCUACCUCAGCUGCUGCUGGACUUCUAGCACAGUGAUGCCACAAGAUGGAGGCAGAGUGCUGCCUGCGUGUCCCUGCUUCAGUCUUACGGCUACAAAUUUAGUUUAACUGAUGGUUUCAUUUUUUUUUCUGUAUAACUGACAUUUCAUACUCACUUAACUCUGAGAUCACAUUAAAAUUCUCAUUUUGUA
Molecule: messenger RNA, 452 nt
Organism: Monopterus albus (swamp eel)
Lineage: Eukaryota; Metazoa; Chordata; Actinopteri; Synbranchiformes; Synbranchidae
Gene: cenpx
Product: centromere protein X
Exons: 5
Coding region: 45-290 (81 amino acids)
Biological process (GO): replication fork processing; kinetochore assembly; DNA repair
Cellular component (GO): FANCM-MHF complex; Fanconi anaemia nuclear complex
Molecular function (GO): protein heterodimerization activity
Source: RefSeq, a predicted model, not a curated record